AUCGUACUCUUUCUGAGAAAAAUUGGGUGGCGGAGAAAAGAUGAACUCCCUGGCAGCUUCAAUUUCACCGGGAAAGUGCCUUCCCCGUCCCCUCCGCCAAGCCAAGCCGAACAGCGCCGAGCCCGUCAUCCGUAGCGUCCGCGAGGUGCCCCCUUCUGCCGGAAAAUCUCCAGCUCAGUCUACCCAUGCUGGUCCCCCGCAACUACCACCAUUUUUGCGAGCUCAUGGAAGCGACCCAACAGCUGCUUAUAGCAGAAGGGAAGCAAUUGGAUUCGGCAUGGGCGUCGGGCUCUUCGAUUUCGUCCUCUCAGGGUGGUUGUGGCAGAGUGAAGCGGCCGAGCAGCGGCCUUGUGAGUUGAAAGUGGCUCCUUCGGGGCUCGCCUACUGUGAUAAGGUGGUGGGUUAUGGCGCCGAGGCGGCGAAAGGACAGCUUAUUAAGGCGCAUUACGUCGGGAAACUGGAGAAUGGGAAGGUAUUUGACAGCAGCUAUAAUCGUGGGAAGCCUCUCACUUUCCGUGUUGGUGUUGGAGAGGUUAUCAAGGGCUGGGAUGAAGGCAUCUUAGGUGGUGAGGGCGUUCCUCCAAUGCUUGCCGGUGGCAAGCGGAUACUAAAGCUUCCUCCGGAGCUUGGAUAUGGCAUGAGAGGAGCUGGAUGCAGAGGAGGGUCAUGUAUCAUUCCCCCCAAUUCUGUUCUCUUGUUUGAUGUGGAGUACAUAGGCAAGGCAUAAAAGGAACCGCUUAUCUUGCAAAAGAUGCAAGUUUUUCAGUCCGUGUAUAGAGAGCAGUUUUGCUGUAGAUGUAAGCAUUAUAUGACAGUUUUCUCUCUUUGAGAAGCUCAUGUCCAGAUAACGUAAGACGAACUUUGUUUCCAGAUAUGUGAUUUUUCUUUUUAGGAAUGAAAUUGGUAUUUUUCCGCAACA
Molecule: messenger RNA, 919 nt
Organism: Punica granatum (pomegranate)
Lineage: Eukaryota; Viridiplantae; Streptophyta; Magnoliopsida; Myrtales; Lythraceae
Source: RefSeq, a predicted model, not a curated record